Messenger RNA from Saccostrea echinata, 1163 nucleotides. RefSeq lists its product as uncharacterized. The transcript is spliced from 5 exons. The record is from RefSeq and is a predicted model, not a curated record. Lineage: Eukaryota; Metazoa; Mollusca; Bivalvia; Ostreida; Ostreidae. Bases 35 to 1084 code for a protein of 349 amino acids.
AAAUCACUGAAUAUUAACUCUGGAAAGGAAUAAAAUGUUUAUCCGGACCGUUUUCGUUGUUGUAUUCUUGAUUCAAUAUGGACAGACAACAAGUGGCUGGAUGAAAUAUCGCAGAAAACACUAUUUAUCAAGCCAUAUUUUACCGGCGCCCAUUGAAAUAUCAUCCAUGACAAUGAAGUACUACCAAUACCAACCCCUCAGCAAGCAUGGCAUUUCAACCUGCAAUCCUGUGAAAGACAAUCUGGUAUUUGCCGUGAGAGCUUGUAAUGAUGCACAUGUAGCUCUGCUCGAGAAAGACACCGAUGAUACAAAUAAAUUGUACGAGAUUGUCCUCGGCGGUUGGGGCAAUACAAGGUCGUGCUUAAGAAAAGGAAAACAAACAACUUGUCUGGUGAAUCACCAAGAAAAAAUCUUGCACUGCGAUGAAGCUCUGUACUUUUGGGUCAGCUGGAAUAAAGGUAUAGUUAAAGUUGGUAAGGGCAGAGUCGUGGGCACGGAUGAGAUUCUGUCAUAUACAGAUCCGAGUCCGAUCAAGAUCCGAUACUUUGCAGUGAGUGGUGGAUUUGGGGCAUCGGCUGAUUUCUACUUUUGCAGAAAUAAGAAAGGUUCUCAUGCUCCAGAAAUAAUCUACCUGCCGUCAAAAUACGACUAUGAACCCCUUGGAAGUCAUCUUCUGGCAUCGCAUGGUCGUUUUAAUGGUUUCAUUUUCUACGUACAAGCCUGUAAUGAUGCUCACAUUGCCUUACUCUCGGGUGCCGAUGAUUCUAAGCCUCUGUACGAGAUCGUAAUUGGCGGCUGGGGCAAUACAAAGUCUUGCUUACGGGAUGCGAAACAGGGACCUUGCCUUGUCGAACAUCACGAAAGUCACAUUGUAAGCUGCCAUAAGUUUCUGCCUUUCUGGGUGACCUGGAAAAAGAUCCAAGGCAAACUCAUCAUUAAGGUUGGAAAGGGAACCAAUAUCAAGUAUGGGAAGAUUAUGGAAUAUGUCGAUGCAGACCCAAUCGAUAUUACCAAUUUGGCAGUGAGUGGAUGGAACACUGCCAAAGUAACUUUCAUCUUCUGCAAACAGAAAGGUCAUUAUUAAUACUGAAAAACAGAAGUCCACAAACAACCGAGGGACAAUGACUGUAGAUCUUAAUGCUUCAAUAAAAUGUAAAUUAGAA